Pomacea canaliculata is the source of this 7343-nucleotide messenger RNA. RefSeq lists its product as uncharacterized. The record is from RefSeq and is a predicted model, not a curated record. Gene Ontology annotation, molecular function: protein binding. The transcript is spliced from 33 exons. The coding region runs from base 369 to 4157 and encodes 1262 amino acids. Lineage: Eukaryota; Metazoa; Mollusca; Gastropoda; Architaenioglossa; Ampullariidae.
AUCGUUCAUGACAAUGGCUUAUAUCCGGUACAGCUCUGCAGAUCAUGAAAACGUUAGUACUUCCUCCUUCUAAAGACCGCGACACUAAUGUCGAUGGACCAGCGGACUCGCACAGUCACGUGACGCACGAGCAUCAGGAAGUAGCGUUCACGUCGCUGGCGAAGUUUUGCUUCAGCUUCGCGGAAAACGAGUCGUGUCACGGUCUCCUUGCGCCCUGUUGCUUGCUGAUGCAUCUUAUUAUCAAGUGCGUGAUCACCCUCGCUUCCAUCGUCAGAUUUUGGAGACGUUUUUCGAGACUUUGGAGAAAAAAGGCUGUCCCUCAAGGGAGGAUGUGACGUAGCAACAGUUGGUCUCUCAAGUCGGAAGAGAUGGUUCGACCGCCAUUCUGGUGGAGCCUGCUCGGCUUGUUCAUUGUCACCCACAAUGCCCCUGUUAGUUCAAACAAAGGAUCUUUGAAUGACAUUAGCACCAGGUGUGAAGUUCGAAGCCCGGUUGACAUCAUCUUGUACUGGAAGCAAACGAAGCCCAGACAAAAUAAGAAUGUCACCUUGUGUCCUUCUGACCAGUCUGACCAGUCUGACGAUAGUUGUUUAAAAGGAGAACUGAUCCCGUCAGACGAAGUCAAAAGUGAAAGCGCCUUUUUUUUCACAAUCUUUAAUCAAUCGUCCGUGUAUAAAGCAAUAAUUGUAUAUGAUCUGAAUAAUACCACCUUCAACGAAACUGUGGAGGUUGAUAUCGACAAGUGUUGGCAAACAGGAUUGUUACAGGACAGCAAUGUUCGAUGUGAGUUGCGAGGCCCAGUCCGUCUCACCCUGCGCUGGAAGCAAAAUGUAAUGACAUUACAGGAACACGUUUAUUUGUGCCUUGACGACCAUAUUAUCAAUGACUGUAUCAAAGGAAAGCAAAUCACCUAUGACGGAACAAAAAAAGAAAGUAUCAAUCAUUUCGAGAACGUUCAGCCAAAUGCCACCUACAAGGCAGUCUUAACUUCACUAUUAGAGGACAAAACUUUCUACAACAAAACCACGGAUAUUGAUAUCGAUAAGUGUUUAAAACAAGGAUGCAAAACGGGAGAGCACUUUGACCACAACUUUUUUUGCAACGGGUCUGGCCACCGUCACUGCAAGAAGGAGAUGAUCGUCAAUGGAGCUUGUUUGGUACAUCAUCACAUAAACGUCCGUGGGGAGUCUUCAGUCUUGAUUACACUUCAUGUUCACGAAAACGUGGACUCGGAUUAUAAGUUGAACACAAGCCACCAUGCUUCAAUAAAUAAAACAAAGAAUGGCUGUGAUGUAAACUUUACUGGGUUGAUGCCUGGUGAAGAAGUCAAGGUUCAAAUGAUGUUGAAUACGUUAAUCGACAAUGACACCAAGGCACUACAAUACACCCGAAAAGCUUAUUCAAUGCCAGCAGCACCCAGUGACCUACAAGGCCGCUGCACCAGGCCGGACAAUGUCAGGUUGACAUGGAACCAAACAGGAUUUUGUGCAAAAACUCAUUGUAGAGUGUGUCCAGCUCUGGGACCUAAGGACACGUGUGUCAGUGUAAAAGGUCCCAACUGUGGUGGCGCUGGUGUUAAGGAGCUCACAUGUGAUCUCAAUGUUCAACCAAAUGCCAAUUAUACCGCCAUCGUCGAAAUAGACAACGGUUCUGGUGAAAAGGUUACCACAGAAACAACAGUGAGCUGCUCCUCCACAUCAAAAUACCCGGGCGGCGCUCAGAUUAAUUACACACCAGAAGCACCCAUUAACCUAAAAGGUCACUGUGAUAGCCAGGGGAAUAUAACCGUGAUGUGGAAUCAAACAGGACUUUGCACUGAAACAGUUUGUAGACUGUGUCCGGUAAGAGAACCUGACACAUGUGUCAGUCUACAUGGACCCAGCUGUAGUGACAGUGGCACAAAGGAGCUCAGCUGUACAGUCAACCUGCCACAUGGUGUCGUAUAUAACGCCUUCGUCGAAAUACAUGGUGGAGGUGUUAAGACCAACUCAUCAACUAGAGUAAGCUGCUGUGGUACGCAAGUGCCAGGAGCACUUACUAACCUACAAGGUCACUGCAACAGCCAGGGAGAUGUAAACCUGACGUGGAGUCAAACAGGACUUUGUACAAGAACAACUUGCAGACUUUGUCCUAUCCCGAAAACUGAAGAUAAAUGUAUCGUUAUAGAUAGACCCGGAUGUGGUAACACUGGUGCGGAGGAGAAGAGCUGCAACAUGAAAGUGAGAACAAAUACCAAGUAUACUGCCGACGUUGCUUUGGAGUUCACUACUGGGUGUCAGACCAAGGUGCAAACCACAGUCAACUGCCAUUCUGCAUCAGUUCCAGCCCCGCCAGAUGGUUUUAGAAGUACCUGGAAGGCCCCUGGAGAAAUAAAGCUGGAGUGGACUCAACAAGGACCUAUCGCACAAUCAGUUUGCAAAUUGUGUCCGAUUGGAAAACCGGGAAAUUUCUGUCUCAGUGUCACAGGACCUAACAGUCCUAACAACGGCACUACCAACGGUCUGAACUGUAAUUUCACCCUGCAGCAGGAUGUGAAGUACACGUUCGUCGUAGAAGUCUCUAACAGCGAUAGUGAAAAGGCCGCAGGGACAGGAAAUAUUGAGUAUUACUUUAAUUCAGAACCUGUCCGUAAUGCCUCUGUCACUGGCGCUGGAACUCGGUCAGUCAACGUGUCUAUGAAGGCCUCGUGUCUGGCCAUGAGAGGUGAUGUGAGAUACGUGGUCGUCAACAUCAGCAACAGCCGUUGUCUGGUCUUUGGAACUAGUCAUACAAAAUGUAAACAGGAAAAUCGUCAACUGCUCUCAGCCUGUGAAAGACAGCCUGAUAUCCCUACAGACGUGUGUGAGGGUGAUGAGGACCGUGACUUUAUCUUACCUGUCAGUGGACUCACACCUUACACCACCUACACACUGCUCUUAGUGCCGUGGUACUGUGGCUAUAACCAUGGCAACACAAACAACUCUUUUAUUCUUGAGACAACAACAGAUCCACUAGAGCCAUGGACUGUGACGAUUGAAAAUGUGACUUGGAGUGCAAACAUAGUAACGAUCAUCUGGCCAUUACCUAACCUUGACCCUGGUCCUGUGACCUACACUCUUCACAUCACCGAUGCCAUACAGGCGCCAUCUGGCGUGGAAAACACGACCACAGUAUGCAGUACUCCACACAAAACCUGGUUUCGCAGAGUGUCCUGUACAGUCCCGGCAACCAGAAAGACAACAAAAGGACACUGCAGUGCAUCAGUUCCUUAUGCAUUCUGGAACUACAAAGUGGCCGUAGCUGUAAUGACAGCAAAGGGCAACUUGGCUUCUCAUGCGACUAAUGUCGAAAGUACUCCACAAACUCCAGGUCCAGUCGCCGCUCUUCACGUAUCUACCAAGAACAUGUCUGACCUCACUACUCUCUGUGGUCACGUGACGUGGACCGAAUACAGCGAUGUCUGUGUGAUGUGGAAGGAGACUUGUCCCCACCAACGAGACAACUUUAUUCAUGGAUACCUGUACAGACUCACACCUGAUGACAGCGGCAGUACCCCCCAAGUGAUACCCAGUCUGCUGCUCACGCAUGGAAAUGACGCAGUGCGCAUGCGUAGCGAUUGGAACGAGACUUCCUACUUCAAGCUGCUAAGCGUGGCUACAGACACUAACUACACAUUCUGUGUGCGUUCAGUUGGUCCUUCACCCAACAUCACAGGAACAGAAAGCUGCACCAAGUUCUACCUCCCAGCCAUUAAACCGUCCUUGUCCCGUGGAGACCAAUACAAGGUGGAAAAAAAGGACAUUCCAAGGCAAAAUGAUUCCAACCGUGUUACCUUCACCAUGAAGUCCACAUGCUUCAUGGUUAAAUCAACAUAUGGCAACAUCACUGAUAAUGGAUUGAUUAUUUCUAAGGGUCCGUUAAAACAUGAUGUAGACCUUGCAAAACUACCAUCAUGGUUUGAAAGAGACAAGUUUGGAUACUACAAAACCAAACCAGACUACCUGAACUCUCAGAGUAACUGCAACACGAGCAGAAGUGUUGUCGUGGGCAAGGAUGUGUGUUUCCCUGGAGACAACCGCCCUGGAAGAUACUGUGAUGGCCCUCUUGACCCUGGAACAAAAUACUCGAUCAACGCCAUGGUGUGUACAAAGCUGGGUGCUCCUCGACUACUGUGGUAGACAACAUCUCUACCCCAGAGGUUACUAAGACAAGCCACAGCAUCUCCCUUCACACUCUUGUGGUAAUUUGUGUGGCUCCAGUCUUGUUGAUAGCUAUCGCCUUCCUCGUGUAUGUUAUUAUUCGAUCUAAAAGACGACAGGGAAGCAAGACUUCGGCAACAGAGAUGACAUUGUGGCAGUCAGAUCCGUCUGCAUGGAAACGCUCACAAGCGAAGCAGCACUCCUGGGAAAGUGGCAUUCAAAAUCAAACACGCCCCAUUCCUUUGUCCAAACUGGAAGAAGUCAUCAAACGAAAAGAGCAAGGGGACAACGAGAGACUGCGUGAAGAGUUCAAGGCUAUAAACAGCUUGUCAAGAACCUUCCCAGUCGAUAACAGUACUAUGGACUGCAACAGAGGGAAAAAUCGUUUUGCCGAUAUAUUUGCCUAUGACCACAGCAGAGUUCGGUUGUCCAUUCAAGAUGAAGGAGGAAGGAAGUGACUAUAUUAAUGCUAACUUCAUCCCUGGUUAUAACCGCGAUGAUGAGUACAUCGCAUCACAAGGUCCUUUGCCGAGAACAAAGGACGACAUGUGGCGGAUGGUGUGGGAAUACCGAGUGCCUAUGAUCAUCAUGCUCACACAGACACAAGAGAAAGGCAGGGUUAUGUGCGAAGAAUACUGGCCGUCUGCACCUGGAGAAGUGAGACUGUACGGGCAACUCAUUGUCACAGCGGCAGCAUCUUCUGCCUUUGAAGGACUAUGUUAUCACCCGCUUACUCGUCAAACACAGUCAGGAUGAGGCCGAGGUGUUGCAAGUGUUCCACCUGCAGUACCUGGUGUGGCCCGACAUGACAGCUGACGUGUCCUGUAGACUCUAUACUCACCUUACUCCGCGUGGUCAGACAUCUGCUGCACGAUUCUCCUCGCCCCCUGGUGGUCCACUGCAGUGCUGGUGUUCGGUCGUACGGGGACCUUUCAUUUGCCUCGACUACAUCAUGCAGUUCAUCCGGAACAGACCGAUGUCGGACAAGCUGGACAUCUUCAAAUUCAUUCUACAGAUGAGAGAAUACCGCUGUCGCAUGGUUCAAACAGUUAAUCAAUACAUCUUCAUCCACAAUGUUGCCCGCCAUCUGAUGGCAGCUAGAAAACGCACCAGAAAGGCUUCCAAGAGUCACGAGACUGGAGGCAUCGCCAGUUCGUUGAGCGAAGCAGAGAUGAUGCUUCUUCCACGGCCAAGCGAUGAAUCUGUGAGUACAUCCGAGGGGACAGAACUCAUUGAAGCCGAUAUGAAAGAAGAAGAUGUCCCUGAGGUUGACAAGUUUCUGCGCGUGUCCAAGUGAUUUGUGUACUUAAACAGGACAAACAGGAUGAUCCAUCUGAUAAACUGAUAAACUGCUGUCGACUGAGUGUUGCCAUAAAAGUCAGCGUCACAUCUGUGUUUACACAUGAGAAAUUUGUGACUGGGGCGGCAAAAAUAGUAACUGUGGGGUAUUGUUUUAUGAAUUGUACCGAAAAAAAUGUGCUUGUACAGUUUGAUCAUUAGCUGAAGAUGCCUUCUAAUAAAUUAUCAAAGCUUAAUUUUUUUCGUAUGUAAUAUCAUUUUGCUUGUAGACACUUUUUUGAGCAUUUAUCUUUUGUCAUUAAGAUUACUUUUGAAGAAAGACAAAUAUCCUGCUUCAUGUACUAUAUGUUUGUGUGAUGCAACUACAAGAUCUGGUCACAUAUAUUGCUUGUCACAAAAAGCAUUAUGAUAAUUUUUUAUAAACAAAUCCUUAAAACGACAAUUAUGCCUAUAGGCUAACCGAGUGAACAAAAUAUUUUCAAAUGAGGGAGUUUGAUUGGUUUUAUAAUACUGCUUCUUAACGGACAAAAAUAGAUUGUUCUGCUCGAGCCUUUCAACACCGUAGCUAUCUUCUGAUUUUGAGAAAAAGGCCAAGUUCCUGUUAUCCCUAACAUCACAACAGUAGGUUUGCAUACUAGGCCAAGCCUCCGUGGCAUGGUUCCAAGAUCUUGCAUUGGCUUCUUUGACGUGUUCUUUUCAAAGUCACAUCAAAAUAUUUAUAUCAGUCUCUUGAGUGAGACUACAUUAUAACCACGUGAGCCAGUAAAUCUGAACGUCCAAAUGUAAUUUUUAAUUUGUUAAUUGUAAUUUACAAAAUUAAUUGUAAAUGUGACUGUAAAAACACGUCUCAUAGAAAUGUAUAUAUAAUUGUCUACUUGAUAAAAAAACAAUAUGUCAGAGAUAAUAAUUGUCAGAGAUAAUUAUAACUUUAUUCCUUUGGACUUUUUUUUUCGUUUAAUUAUCAGUAGGGUGUUAAAUCAUUUUUAUUCUGGUUUUAAUUAAAGGAAAUGACAUAACCUUACUGCUGUAAUUAAUCAGUAGGUUACCCAACCCCUCUGACAUUCGACUUCGCUCUGGUCUUUAAGUUGUAUUCUCUCUUAUGCGUUAAAACCAAUCGUUAGCGCUGUAUUUGCGCAUUUUGCAUACCUCGGUACCUCACUACAAUGAUUUGAUUGUAUAUUUCCUUCAUUAUUUUCCUGUUUUUUUUUUAAAUGUUCCAUUUCAAGCACAAAAUACAACUAGCUUAUGCACUUUAGAUAUAUGUAUAUGCAACUUGUAUUCGCUGUUCGAAAUUCUAAACCAGUUGUACUGGUCUGUUUACUCCAUGCUUCUUCAUGACUUUAGUUCAUCGUUGCCAUAGUGUUCAUCCAUUUUCUGAGGAGUAUUUUUCUAAUUGGGUUGACUGUUUGGUUUGUAGUCUUUCGUGUACAGCACAUGGAGCCGCAUUCACCAGGGGAAAAACUUAUUAUUGUUGUUUUGUUAUUGUUAUUGUUAUUAUUAUUAUUGUUAUUAUUAUUCCUGAGUUAUAAGCUCCUGCUAUCUGUUUUUCUAUCUGUUCUUACAUUCAAACAUUUUCACACAAAAAAUCACAAGUGUCUCUCACGAAAAUCUCAUGCAUUUUCUUAAUGUCUGUUUUUGCAGAAGCAAAACGAUAUACACUAAAUUAAGCAGAGCAGAAGAAGACUGUUAGCAAGAAUGUUAAAAAAAAACGAUGAUGUGAAGAACGAUUAUCUUGUCUUUAAACGGCUAUUUUGGGUCUCCCUCUCUGUUAAAUUCUAAUGCAUUGUUCAUCGCAUGAUGUGAUAUUGCAGAAUAUAUUUUUUCUACUUUAUGCACAUUGUAAAAAUAAAGAUUUAAAUAAGGUUA